Molecule: messenger RNA, 12496 nt
Organism: Fopius arisanus
Lineage: Eukaryota; Metazoa; Arthropoda; Insecta; Hymenoptera; Braconidae
Product: ankyrin-3
Exons: 23
Coding region: 200-11446 (3748 amino acids)
Biological process (GO): protein localization to plasma membrane
Cellular component (GO): plasma membrane; neuron projection; cytoplasm
Molecular function (GO): cytoskeletal adaptor activity; spectrin binding; transmembrane transporter binding
Source: RefSeq, a predicted model, not a curated record
AUUUGCAAAAAAAUUCCCGCGAAUUGAAUGGAAGUAUCCAAUGAAAAUCUCUUAGUGGGUUAAGCUUCCGCCAUAAAAUGAAUAAGUAAUUCUAAAAAUAAAUAUCGCGGAGUUAGCGUCUGCAGUGUUGCAGCAGACAAAACAUUAUAUACGUAUACAUAAGAAAGUUAAUAUUAAAUAGUUUACAGUAUAAUUUCGAAUGAUGACAGAGAGUGACUAUCCACCGAUCAUAAGACUCGAGACCGAUGAUACGACGGCAUUCCUCAGGGCUGCUCGCUCCGGUAAUUUGGAAAAAGUUAUCGAAUAUCUCGACAAAAGUCUCGACAUCAAUACCGCUAAUUCGAAUGGAUUAAAUGCCUUGCAUUUAUCAUCUAAAGAUGGACAUGUAGAAAUUGUCACUGAAUUAUUAAAAAGGGGUGCUAAAGUCGAUGCUGCCACCAAAAAAGGGAAUACUGCAUUGCACAUUGCAUCAUUAGCUGGGCAAUCAGAAAUAGUAAAUAUUCUAAUACAAUACGGUGCAGCAGUUAACAUUCAAUCCCAAAAUGGCUUCACACCCCUGUACAUGGCAGCCCAAGAGAAUCACGAUCACGUUGUUAAAAUGUUACUCUCGAAUGGAGCCAAUCAGAGCCUGGCGACCGAGGAUGGAUUUACGCCUUUGGCCGUGGCAAUGCAGCAGGGCCACGAUAAGGUCGUCAGUGUCCUUUUGGAAAACGACUCGAAAGGGAAGGUGAGACUCCCAGCUCUUCACAUUGCCGCUAAAAAAGACGACUGCAAAGCAGCUGAUUUGUUACUUCAGAACGACCACAAGCCCGACGUAACAUCGAAAAGUGGUUUUACACCCCUUCACAUCGCGGCUCAUUACGGUAACGAGGAAAUAGGGCGACUUCUGAUAAAACGAGGUGCCGAUGUGAACUACUUGGCAAAACACAACAUCAGUCCCCUGCACGUUGCAGCUAAGUGGGGCAAGAACAAUAUGGUCAAGUUACUGCUGGAAAAUUCAGCGAUGAUCGAUGCUAAAACACGGGAUGGACUUACGCCACUUCAUUGUGCAGCGAGAUCCGGUCAUGAAGAAGUUGUAUCGACAUUAUUAGAGAAUUCAGCACCAAUUAGCGCAAGAACGAAGAAUGGUCUUGCACCCCUGCACAUGGCAUCCCAGGGAGAUCAUGUUGAUGCUGCUCGUGUACUUCUGUACCAUCGUGCACCAGUCGACGAAGUGACAAUAGACUAUUUGACAUCUCUCCACGUUGCUGCUCACUGUGGACACGUGCGAGUUGCCAAACUUUUGCUCGAUCGAAAGGCCGAUCCCAACGCACGUGCCCUCAACGGAUUCACACCCCUUCACAUAGCGUGUAAAAAAAAUCGAAUUAAAGUAGUGGAACUACUCCUGAAACAUGGAGCAUCGAUUGAGUCGACAACCGAGUCUGGGCUGACUCCUCUGCACGUUGCGAGCUUCAUGGGCUGCAUGAAUAUCGUUAUAUACCUGCUUCAGCAUGAAGCCAAUCCCGAUGUACCGACAGUACGUGGUGAAACGCCACUUCAUCUAGCAGCGAGGGCAAAUCAAACGGAUAUCAUCAGAAUUUUACUGAGGAACGGAGCCAAAGUCGAUGCAAGGGCUAGGGAGGAACAGACUCCUCUUCACAUAGCCUCUCGUCUCGGUAACGUUGACAUUGUCAUGUUACUCCUCCAACACGGCGCAUCAGUGGACACAACGACAAAGGACAUGUACACAGCCCUGCACAUUGCCUCUAAAGAGGGCCAGGAGGAGGUUGCAGCAAUUCUGGUUGAUAAUCAGGCAUCGGUUAAGGCAGUGACUAAAAAUGGUUACACCCCCCUUCAUAUUGCUGCUAAAUAUGGAAAUAUGAAUGUUGCAAAAAUAUUACUGCAGAGAGAUAGCAAGCUCGAUACCCAAGGAAAGAAUGACAUAACACCGUUGCACUUGGCUUGCCAUUACGACCACCCCAACGUGGCGACGAUGAUUCUGGAGAAGGGUGCGUCACCCCACCUGCCCUCGAAGAACGGGCACACCCCUCUGCACAUAGCAGCUCGAAAAAAUCAAAUGGAUAUCGCCUCAACUUUGCUAGAGCACGGUGCAGAUCCAAAUGCCCAGUCAAAAGCUGGCUUUACACCUCUGCAGUUGAGUGCCCAGAAGGGCCACUACGACAUGACAAAUCUCUUGAUCGAGCACGGUGCAGAUCCAAAUCACAAAUCCAAGAACGGCCUGACAGCCCUCCACCUCUGUGCACAAGAGGACUCCAUCCGUGUUGCUUCGAUUCUAGUUAAAAAUGGUGCUAAUGUCGAGAGUGAAACCGAAUCUGGCUAUCGUCCCAUUCACGUUGCCGCCCACUUUGGAAAUUUAUCCAUGAUCAGAUUUUUACUCAAGCACAACGCUCAAAUUGAUGUUAGAACAAGUCAGAAUUAUACUCCGCUGCAUCAAGCUGCACAACAGGGUCAUGCUCAUGUCGUUACAGCAUUGCUGGAGGGUGAUGCCUCUCACAAUGCCCGAACAAGUGACGGCUUGACUGCCCUCAACAUAGCUCAAAAACUAGGGUACAUUUCCGUGAUGGAAGUGUUAAAAGGCCUUCCUCACGACAGCGAGACCCCAGAUAAUAAAACCUGGGAGGAGAAGUACAAAGUUAUUGCACCAGAGAGUCUCCAAGAAACGAGUUUUAUGUCGGAUUCGGAUGACGAAGGAGGUUCAGAUGGAUUGACCAACGAGCAGCCUUAUCGCUAUCUAACCGUCGACUUAAUGAAGAACCUUCGGGAUGAUUCACUGCCGAUCGAUGUCACGCGAGACGAUCCCGUACACCGACAAGUCUCGAAAGAAGAGCAACAGGAAUUUACGCAGAGCCACAAUUAUUGCCUUGCUGAAAACUUUGAUUCCACCGAUGGAAUCAAUCUAGGAAGACUUCAUUUUAGAUCUUUCUUGGUGAGUUUCUUGGUGGACGCACGCGGUGGAACGAUGAAAGGCUGUCGACAUAGUGGAAUAAGAAUUAUAAUACCACCGCGAAGAGCUACAAUGCCGAUCAGGGUUACUUGCAGACUCGUCAAGCCAAGCAAAGUAGCCAAUCCUCCAGCUCUGAUGGAAGGAGAAGCUCUCGCCACCCGAAUAAUUGAAAUGGGGCCAGUGGGCGCCUCUUUUUUGGGGCCAGUCCUCAUCGACGUUCCCCAUUUCGCUUCAGUAACCGGAAAAGACCGCGAGAUAAUAAUCCUCCGGAGUGAAAAUGGCGAGACGUGGAAAGAGCACGACAACUCCCAUGAGAAUGAUGAUACAUUAUUCAACACACCCCACGAUACGCAAAUGAGUGCGCUAUACACCGGCAGAAUAACAAGAAUAAUCACCACUGAAUUUCCCCAAUAUUUCGCGAUAAUAACUCGAAUAAAGCAGGAAGUGCAUGUGAUCGGUGCUGACGGUGCAAUAUUGAUGUCAAGUGUAGCCAACAAUGUUCAGGCUGUAUUUCCACCGGGUGCCCUAACGAAGAAGAUCAAAGUGGGUCUCCAGGCCCACGUGAUACCAGCUGAACUCACUGCUAAACUCCUCGGCAAUUGUGUAGCAGUAUCACCGGUCAUCACCAUCGAGCCACGACGUCGAAAAUUCCACAAACCAAUAACCCUUACGAUACCAGUGCCUCAGGCUGCCAACAAGGGAAUGAUCAAUCAGUAUCAGUCCGGUGAAACACCAACUCUUCGAUUGCUUUGCAGCAUCGCUGGAGGUACCAGUGAGGCCCAGUGGGAAGAUGUUACUGGCUCCACUCCUCUUGCAUUUUCCAGCGAUAAAGUCUCCUUCACAACAACUGUCUCUGCCAGAUUCUGGUUGAUGGACUGCAGAAAUAUCAGUGAAGUGCCAAAAAUGGCAACUGAGUUGUACAAGGAGUCACUCUUCGUGCCAUUCAUAACCAACUUCAUCAUCUACACGAAGCGGAUGGAUCUUCUUGAAGCGACACUUCGCAUUCUCUGCAUGACUGAUGGGAAAGAAACGAUGCAUACAUUGGAGAGACAGGAGGAAUUCUUAGAAAUAGUAAAGAGUCGAGAUGUCGAAGCAUUGGAUGGCAAAGACCUCUACAUUGAGUUCAGCGGUAAUCUCGUACCUGUUACUAAAUCCGGCCAACAACUUAAAUUUACAUUCAGGGCAUUCCGUCAAAAUAGACUGUCCUUCCACGUUAAAGUCCGGGAUCCACUCCUCGAUCCCGUCGCCCGAAUGAUGUUCAUGAGAGAUCCAAAAGUUGCCAAAGGAGAGCCAGCCCAACAACCAAUCUGCGUAUUGAAUAUAGUUUUGCCGGACACCGUAUCAAAAUCCGAAUCAACCUCAAAGCUCAAAGAACUAGAUUCCAACCUCAUUAGCAAAAUGGAUAUGUACAAAUCUACUUACAUGAGGGACUACGGGGAAAAACGUGACAUACCAAAACCCACAUCACCAAAAGACAAACUCAUAACUGAUUUGUUACUAAAAGAACAGACAGAUGCCGCAACUAUCCACGAUUCCCUUGCACAAAAAGUGGCUUGUCCCCUAGAAUCAGUAGAUGCUAGUUAUCCCAAUAACGUAAAUACUCAAGGAGAUAUUUCACCAGAGCUUGAGAAGCAGACAUACUCGGAGAAACGUAGAUUCUGGGAGGAUAUCACGAGAAAGCGUGAUAGUUACCAGAGAUCCGAGUCCGAGGUAUCAAGGGCUUCGCAGUUAACUGUCAAUGAGAGUGACAGUGAAUAUCUGCAGAGUAUAGUAUCUGAGGAGGAGGCUCCCACUAUUCCAGAGAGAUCUGAGACACUUGAGGAUCUCAAUAUCCCCGAUAUAUCUGAGUGUACGGUUGCUGAGAAGGCUCAUUACUUCGAGGAGGUCAUACAAAAAGAGGCAGUAACUGGCUCCAGACCGCUUUCUAAAAUACUUUCUCAAGACUCCAAGGAGUCAUUCAAGGAGAGACGAAAGAGUUCCAUUGAUCCUAUAUCAUUAGAUUCUGAGCAAGUUGAUGUGAAACGUGAUACUGUUGAGGAACCAAAAAUUAUUGGGGAGAAAGUCGAUAUUCCGGUGGCGAAGGAAACUGUAAUUGAGAAGAAAAUAAUUGUCGAGCCAAAAGCUCCGCAAAUAAUCGAUGCAUUGAAAGUAUCGAAGGAUCAACCUUCAACACCACCAACACAAAAAAAUAUAGAAGAAUUUAAAGUAGAUAAAAUUGAUGAACCAAAAGCACCAAAAAUGGAAAUUCCGGUACAAAAAGAAUCUGUUGUUGAAGAUAAAUUCAUGGAACUGAAGUCGGAUGUUCAGGCUCGAGAGAUUACGAAAGAAUUUAUAUCUUCAGAAUCCAAUUUCAGUGGUCAAGAGCUCAGGAGUAUCUCAGAGCUAAAAGUUGAAGGCACAAGUAGAGAAGACACUCCUGAUAAGGUGAAAGAGGAAAAAUUGCUCGGAGAAAUGAAGAGUGAGGUAAAAGAGUUUGCUUUAGAGAAAGAGCGAGAAAUUUGCCAAGAGUUCAUAUCUGCCGAGUCCAAAUUGACUCAUCAAGAGGUAGAGCCCCGGGGUUCAAAGGAUAUCACGCCAAUCCCAAGGAAAAAGAGUGAGUCCGAAGCCCCCGAAGUCAAGGCCCCAUCGAUGAUUCCUAGAAAGAUAAAACCUGAAGCGAUGGCGAAAUUUGAGCCGAAGAAAGAAGUGAUUGAGGCUAAAGAAGAUAUUCCAGCAUUGAGACGAGAAUCUUCCAAUUUGUCUGAGAAAUCGGUAUCAAAAAUACCAGUUCCCUCACCGAAAGAGGACGUUCCAUCGAUAAAACGAGAAUCUUCCAAUUUGUCGGAAAAAUCUGUGUCGAAGAUUCCAAUUCCUUCAACUAAAGUGGAAAAAGACAAGAAACCAAAAGACUCUGAGAAAAAGGAGAAUGAUUUCGAAAAAACGAAAGAGUCAAAAAUUCCGAAACGCAUAUCCGAGGCAACAUCGACAGUGACAGAGACAAAAAUCACUGAGAAAGUGUCUCAACAUUACCAGAAGCAUACGUCCGAAACGAAGACACAGUCCCAGACGAUAACAAAAAUGUUCACUGACCCAAGAGAGGCCUUCAAAGCCUUCGAGGAUAUCGGUAUGAUGAAGGAGCCAGAUACAUCCGUUACCUCCGUUACCUCGACAGUGGACCACAGGGAAUCGACGAAACUCGAAAAGAAGGAAGUCGUCUCCUCAGAGAUAUCCCGAGGUGAUGAGAAAAUAGUGAAACACGAGGAAAAGGCACAGGAAUUAAAAGAGAAAUUAAAGGAGUCGACAACGAAAACUGAAACACCGGAGGAAACUCUAGAGGACAAAACGAGCAAGAAGGAGAAAUCCGAUAAGAGAUUAAGUCAGGAAAUUUCUGUUACUAUUGCUGAGGGAAAGCAAGUGAUCGAUGCAUUGGCUUCUCAAAUCACUACAUCAAUCAAAGACGAACAACGGAUUAAAUCUCUUGAGGAUGACGAGGGAAUUCUCAUUGAGAAAGCCGAAUCGAAGACAUUCAAGGAGCACGAGAUUGAUACAGCUAUUAAAAUUGAAAAGGACGAGUCCCUCUCCAAAGAGGAAAAGGAAAUCGAUGCCUCUGAUUUGGGUAUGAGUCUUGAGGAUGAAUUGAAGGCCGCAGUUAUUCGAGAGGAGUCUCGUGAAGAAGUUUCCCGUCACUUCGAUACCCAGAUGUACCCCUCGAGAGACACAACCGAAGACACUUCAAGGACUGACGAUAGUCCGGAGACUCUUGAGGACCAUCAGUUGAGAGUUGCACAGGAAUACGAGGCGAGGAAUAUCGCUGAGGACCUGGUUCAGCAGAUCGAGGAGGAGAUCGUGAAGCGAUCGGAGAGUUCGGAUGGUUUGAAGCUAACGAUGGACGAGAUAAAACACCAGGAAGAGCGAUAUUCCGUCGAACCCGACGAUUUCGACGAGCAGCUCGCUGACGAUUUGACAAAAAAAUUCGAACACAUGAUGAAACGGAAAGAGGACCUCCCAGAGAAGGACUCGACUCGUGGGAGUUUGAGUUACAGCGAUGAUUUCACGAAAGAUGAAGAAUCCACACCCCACGAUAGAGAUGGCAGCCUUGCCUCAUCGUCAUCACAAGCAAAAAUGAUGGAUCGAGACAUUACCAUGAGUCCCAGCAGCAUGUCCGAUCAAAUAGAACUGGAGGAAUCCUUGGAAUCUGAGAAACCAGACGGAGGGGUGGACACAUUCAUUGAAUUACCUACGGAAGUAAAAGUCGCUGAAGAAUACUACGAGGAACCAAAGGAAGAAGUCACCCCUAUGCGAUUUGAGGCGUACGAAAGCACAGGUGCCAGAGUUCUUGAAAUCCUCGAACCAGAUAAUGAUUAUCCAACACGACAAGACUCGAUCGAUAUAUCAUCCAUGGAGCUUGACGAACCGCGACACUAUCGCUCCGACGAGGAAGAUCUGUCCCUCAACGACAAAUAUCUCAAGGACUUGGAUUUUGGGAAACUCCACAAGAGCCCGGAAAUGGAGUCCCUGGACAAGAUCGGACAGGAUCGUGACUUGACCUUCUCCCCUAGCACUGUCUCGGAGUCUUCCAUGGUACAUGAGCGCAGCUUGAGCUCUUCAAUUCUUCCGAAAGGUGGAACCGAUCUUGUAGAGAGUGAAGACGGUGGAUUCUCGUCUAUGGAGCCCGAAAAAACCGAAAAAACACCAGAGAAGGUCACGAAAUUGGACACGGGGAUAAUCGAUAAGAGUAUAAUCCCAUCGAUCAUUUCUCCGAAGGUAAAAGUCGCAGAAUUGGAAAUCAAACCGACUGAUUGGCUCAUUGGAGACGAAAAAAUCGAGGUCUCAGAGACUCUUCAGCCAUCCCAGGCGUUCGAUAAAGAGCUUGAGGAAUACCAGACGAGCAUGAUCAAGCAACACAGCUUGACAUCAUCGAUCGAGGGAUCUGUUACUCGUUCUUCAGAGGAUGUCAGUACAAUUGAUUCGGUAAUUGAUGGUUCACGAGCAAGAAUUUUUGUUGACCCACCCAGUGAGAUAGAAAUCGAUCAGGAACUGGUGGAAAACACACUGGAAAUCAGCUGUCAGGAACUCGUUGACACCCUCCAACGGGAGUACGAAUUAAAAACUCCGUCCGAUGACAAGCCACCAUUGACACCUCGUAGAACGUCUGAGAGCGAUGGAGAGUUUGAAUUUGUCGAAGACCAAGAAGACACAAUGAAAAAAAUUCAGAAGGCCUUGGAUUUCGAGGAAAAGCCCCUUGACGUAUCUGAAGUUGUAGAAUCGUUGGAAAUAACAGGUGCUGUGGCUGAAUCGUCCACGAAGGAAACAACCACCGGAGAUGAUGUCAAAUUGAAAGAAAAGAGUGAAGUCGAGGAGAAGGAUAUCGAUACAAGUGAAGUGAAGGAGAAAAAAGAACAGAAGACGAAGAGACAUGAAGAGAUGAAGAUGGAAGUUGCCCUGAAAGGUCUGAAGGAGUCGUUGGCGACGAAGAAACCCUCGACUGACGACUCUAAACGUCAUCCAGAAAAGUCCGCCGAUUCGAGAGAUAAACAAGGCCACACUGGAUCAAGUGACUCUAGCCCCUUCAAACGUAAGAAGGAUCCAAACGUCGAUCUCAGUGCUAGAUACGCCAUAACUGUCCUCGAUCAGGUUGUCAGCAAAGAGAUUGCCGAAGUGAAGGAGUCACUCGAAGCAGCGAAACAGGACUUGAUAGAGGAAUUAAGUGAAAAUAGCGAGACAGUGUUUCAAAUUAAAGAUUCGCCAUCGGAAUUCCAAUUCAAACUGGAACCAGAAUCGAUUCCAAACGAUCUUCCAUUCCUGUAUAAAGCACCCUCUGUUGAGCAAGUGACUGAUCCGGAGACUGUUUCCGCUGGAUCACCAGUGGCUAAACCGAGAAGACAGGAUACGCAGCCCGAGCAGGAAUCACCUGAGAAGAAGUCCGUGGACAAAGAUGAGUCGGAUAAAUCUAGUGAGAUAACCGGAGAUAAAUCGGACUCUGCGGUCAAGGUGUCAAUUUAUAAAGACGCUGAGUCUUUAGAGGAAUCCCAUCCGAUUGCCGCUUCCAGGUCGGGCUCAGAUAUCGAGAACAAAGAUGAUAUUUCCUCUUUGUCAGUCCCACCACAGCCUGCACCACGUCGUCGACAAAAACCUAUGAGGAUAUCCAAGAAAGGACACUCUGCAAGUGAAGCUGAAUCGAGUUCUGGUGAAAGCAGUAAUUAUCAAUCAUGCGAUUACGAAAUCGGCUCGGGGAGUAGACCAAGUUCCUCGGACAUUGAGGCCCUGCAAUCAGCCGCUGGAAUUCCCUCAGGCACAGCAUCAGAAUACGAAACUGCCAUGAUGUCAAUCGAUCAUUCCUCCAGAUCGCGUCCAACGUCCCAGGAAUACCACAGCGCUGUCUCUACACUGAGCUCCAGAGAAUCGAUGAAAUCCCUGAAUUCUCUGAGUUCAGGACACCUUGGGAGUAUCGACAGCACAAGUGAAUUAACCGAUACCCUAGUUGCUUCUGAAUCCGAGAUCGACGAGGGGAAGAUCGGUGAGAAUUUAGAACUACUUCUCGACGAAGAGCCAAAAGGAUCUGAUUCAGAAGAAAGUGAAAUUCCACUUGACGAUUCGUUCGAUAAAACGAGCGAAGACCUACCCUGCAAGAUGAAACGAUCAUCCGAGAUGAUAUUCCAACAACAGAUAUCAGAAGACCAGGACUCUUCAUCGAUUCCAGAACCUCUUGGCUCGACAGAGGAUACCAAAGUUACUUCCAGCAUUCUAAUCAGCGAAGACGACGACUUGAGAACCUCAACUCUGGAUGCCAUUUCCGAGCAGAUCAGUGGAAAAGCCGAAAUCGGUUCAUCCUCACCUGAAAUCCGCUUGAAAUCGAUCGAGGCACAAUCAACCGGCGACGAUAUCGAUUCGUCUGAAUUAAAAAUGAGUUCGUUAAGUGCAGCAGACGAGGUCGAGGCUCUCCUCCUGACGAAACGCUCAGUCCUUCAACAGGCAAGCAUGUCGACAUCGUCGACCUCCGGGAUGUCCGUGGAAACAGUUAUAGAACGUGAGAAACAAGACAGACAUUCGCCGGAUUCCGAUUCCUUCGAGCUAGUAGAUAAACCAGACAUCAUCGACGACUUUAUUGUCAUUGAAGAGGUGGGGAGAGAGGCCGAGGAGUUCGACGCCGAAGGAAAGAGUAUAUCUAUUAGUACCAAACCAAUGGCAACGAUAAAGAAAUUUGAUCGUGACGUGGAAAACCUGAUAACGGACACUGAUAAGGAUGAGGCAGGUUCCCAAGUGUCACGGAAUAAUGAGCUAUUUGAUUUUGAGUCAGAAGAGAGUCCUCCACAGGCUUCCAAUGACGAUCAAUACUCGCAAUCCUAUUCUGACGAAGAGCAGGAUAACAAGAAGUGGAUGGAGAUGCAAUUCGCGGCUGAUCCGAGGGGAUACGAAGUGGAGUACGACAGAGGUCCCCUCGAAGACAUAAAAGAGGAGGAAAUCACUGAUUUCGAGGCUGGUAGCAGUCGAUUUGGAAGUUUAGGAAGUCACAAAGGUUCACUGGGUUCCAGUGGAAGUAUGAAGGGUAGCCUCGGAGCUGAAUACGACGUACUAGCCGGUAGGAAAACAUUCUCCAAAUCGAUUGAGCACGAUAACAUCUCCAUGAGCUCCCUCCAGGAGUUUGAGAACCUUGAGAGCGCUGUUCAGGGGGAACUGGGAAAGAAGUUCGCUUGUGGCUCUCAAGAUUCUGUUAAUAACGGAAGUCUUCCAAGGAGAUACAUUACAAGUCGCUCGGGUCACGGUGAUGACGUCUCAGUCUCGUCCCUGAAGGACUUCGAGGGGCUCGAGAGAGCUUGUCGUGACGCUCACAUGAUUGAACUCAGAGCGAAGGAAGAGGAGGAUCUUCUGGAACACGAGAGCCCUGAGAAUCGUUACAGAUUGGAAAAUCUUCCAAAGCCGAAACCAACGGAGAGCAGUGCCACGGGUUCCUUCAAUCCAAGCACUUCCGGAUCCGAUGACUAUGAGAAAAGAAUAAUGGAGAUUGAUGAGAUCAUCAGAAUUGCUCAAGCUAAUGUUGAGAAAUUCGAUCGACAGGACGACACAACUGAGGAUAUUUCUCAAAUCGAAGCGGAAAAGAUCGAGGGAGCUUUAACACUUCCCCCAGAGGUGGAAGAUACCACAAAGGUAAAAGAGGGGAAUGUUAUGGAGACUAGCACAGACUCUCUAGAGCUCGAGGGUGAUGCAGAGAAAAAGGACAACCUCAUGUGCAGGAGCUCAGAUUCUCUAGAGAUGAAGACUACAGUCGAUUUCCCAUCCCUUAGUUAUUCAGAUUCGUUGAAUAAUGUUAGGGAUGUGAAGGAAUCGGGAUCGUCUGUGGAACAGUUCUGUAAUACCAGGAGGAUAUCAUCCGAUUCACUUGAGAUGCCGGUGCUCGAGCACCCUGAGCACGAUCCAAGCGCAACCGAGGGAAGCGGAAGCUUUCAAAUGAGAAGUGAAGAUUCAUUUGACGUAAAAAUCACCAAAAAUGGAAAGACUACAUUUCCGACCACGACUGAUGCGUAAAAAUAGAUGGGGGAAACAGCCGAGUUUCGAGGCGAUCAUGAAAAACUAUGAUAUAAUGUGAAGCUUUACAUGUGUGGAAGCUCGUGGAAAAUUAUCCCGAGACGAUGGUAUUUGCGGGGCUUGUGCAUUUGUGAAACAAAUAGGAUUUUAUUGUACCGUUAUUAAUUUCAAAAUGGUCGAGACUCGUUACGAGACGACAAAUCACGAGAGAAAAAUUUAAUGCUUGAAGAAAUACGGGACAUGAUAAAAAAGAAUAAUAAUUGACUAAAAUUGUUGAGUAAAUGUGCUAAGGAUGCGAGUGCAACUGAUAACUCUAUAAACUGCAUCCAUUCAGGUAUUCUUCAUAAUAAUUUACUUCGAGAAUAUCGAUGUUCUAGAAAAAAAGACGACGGAAAGCCACAAAAAAAAAUUAAUCAAUCUUUUGCUUGACUGUUUUAGACUUUUUACACGCAUUACGUUGCAAUUUGUAUAUUGGAUAUUUUAAUUAAUCAAUAACGAAGCAAUUCAAAGAUAUACGUUCACUUUGUACUAUACGUGAAGUAACAGUGCUGUACUUAAACCCUAUCGUGGCAUCGUUUUUGUAAAACAAUUUCAAUCUUGAUAUGCCUUUUUAAUGAAAAAAAAAUCCGGAGAAAGUGGUGAGAAAACAAUGGAAACAUACUCAUUUUUAUCUUAACAACUAAGUGAAUUAAAGUAUUAUACAAUUAAAAACAGUCCAAUGUUAUUUAAAACCAAUGACAUCAGUUCUCCCAUCAUAUUUACUUAAUAUCACUCGCUACGAUCGUAAACUGAAUUUAUUCAGUUAGCAAAUUCGAGAACGAGAGAUAUUAAUUUUUCGACUUUAUUUUGCGCGGAGGUAGUAGAGUGGGGAAAUCGAGAUAAACGCGAAAAAAGAAAUUGAUUAUAACGGGAUUCCACUGUAAAUCAAAAUUUAUCAACAGCUUAAGAAAUUAUUACAUCACUGAAUCAAUACUCAAGCCCCAAUAAUCACGCCACGUGGAUUAGAAUUCUUGGAUUGUACGGCUGCUCCAUUCCAUCUUUCCUUAUAUC